GGGAAACUUCCCGCUUCUCGCGUUGGUCUCCAUUGUCAAUUUUCCCGACGGUUUCAAAUCCCCAGUCCUAAUAAUUUCAAAUUACGUACUUACCACAUUCAUUCAUUGCCAUUCCAUAUUUCACAUCGCUACCUUCCUCCCUCAUUUCCUCUUUCCUUCUCUCUCUCUCUCUCUCUCUCUCUCUCUCUCUCUCUCUCUCUCUUCCCCCGUCUCUCUCUUCUCGAUUUCAGAUCUGCACCCCUCUCUUUCAAGAGGAUUCACGGCAUGAAGUGGAAGAAGCUUUUGGGAAGGCAGCAGGGCAAUCAGAAAAUCCUCAGAUUGUAAUCAAGUAUCAGAAGGGAAAUUAUCACAUCAGUGCCAAAUCUUACUCAAGUGUUAUCAGAGGGACAUGUUUUAGGGGGUCCGGUACUAUAAUCAAAGGCAGAACAUAUUGCGGGCAUGGAGCAGCAAGACAGCACUGUGAUGAAUAAUUCUCCAAUUGCCAAGGAGAACGGAGAUAUGCCUAUUCAGAAGGAAGAACAUGAAAAGGAAGAUUAUACCAAGAGAAACUUGGAGAUUACUGCAUCUGAUGAAAUGGAGGGAAACACAACUGAUGUUCAGAAAGAAGACGAGGAAAAGAAAAACAUGGAGGCUUUAGCUGCUAAAAAGGAGGAGUGUACACCUAAUUCUCAGAAAGAAAAACAGGAAAAGGAACACUCCACCCCGAUUAUUGUGUCGGAUAUUUCAACUGCUGAAAAGCUGGAGGAAGCUGAUGUUGAUGUUAAAAAAGAUGAUAUAGUGGAAGAUGCUAGGGAAGUGACAUCACCUAAGUUUAGAGAGGAAGGUAAUAAGAUCUUCAAUGUAACAGAUGAAUUGGAGGACAAGAUGGAUCAAAGUAAAGAAUUGGCUUCUGGAACAGAAGAAGGAACAAAUGGGGAUCUUGAGGAUGCAAACCGUGAGGAGGCAGAACCUGUAUUUGAUGGAACAGAAGUUCCUGGGAUGGAAGCUAACAGGAGUAUGUCCACCCGUUCUUUGGAUCUUGACACAGAGACUCAAGGGUCUGUUUGGCCUGAGAAAGCAGUAGCUCUUAAGAACUUUGUGAGAGAGAAGAGUGUCGUUGCUGUCUCCAGUGUUCUUCGUCGCCUUUCAGGAAAAAGCGAUGAUGGUGGACAAGACAUUCCUGAUGAUGAGGGCAAGGAUGAAAAUUUUGAUAAAAGUACGAAAGAAGUUUCAGAUUCUUCGAAGGAAAGUGAAGCCCAAGAAGCCUCUCAGAAAACAGGAGAGAAAUCUGGGUGGAAUCCCCUUAGCCUAAUUAAGAUUUCACGUGACGGUGAUGCAGAAAAUAGGAAGGAUGAGUUAAUUGAAGAAUCGUUACAACCACUUGUAAUGAAGGGAAGAAUCCUACUUUAUACAAGGCUAGGAUGCCAGGACUCCAGAGAGGCUAGAUUAUUUUUACAUGGAAAAAAGCUGAGAUACAUUGAGAUUAACAUUGAUGUGUACCCCAGCAGAAAACUGGAGCUUGAAAAGAUUGCUGGGUCUCCUUCUGUUCCUCGAGUGUUCUUUAAUGAAAUCAAUAUUGGAGGAUUGCGUGAGCUAAAGGGUUUCGAUGAGGGUGGCAAACUCGAUGAGAAGAUCGAGUAUGUCAUUGCAGAAGUGCCUCCAUUUGAAGCUCCUUUACCCCCACUUUCUGGUGAGGAUGAUAUGUCCACUUCUGGGGCUAUAGAUGAGCUAGCUGUCAUAGUCCGAAAAAUGAAAGAAUCUAUUCCGAUUAAAGACAGGUUCUACAAAAUGCGCAGGUUCACCAACUGUUUUCUUGGUUCAGAAGCUGUGAAUUUCUUGUCGGAGGAUCAAUACUUGGAAAGGGAAGAGGCUGUAGAAUUUGGUCGGAAGCUUGGAAGCAAACUCUUCUUCCAACAUGUUCUUGAUGAGAAUGUAUUUGAAGAUGGCAACCACUUGUACCGGUUCUUGGAUCAUGAUCCUGUUGUGAUGUCUCAAUGUCACAACAUUCCAAGGGGUAUAACUGAAGUCAAGCCAAAGCCCAUAACCGAAAUUUCAUCAAGGCUUAGGUUUUUGUCUUAUGCAAUUUUUGAAGCUUACACAUCCGAAGAUGGAAAACAUGUUGAUUAUAGAAGUAUCCAUGGGAGUGAGGAAUUCGCAAGAUAUUUAAGAAUAGUUGAGGAGCUCCAGAGAGUAGAUAUGCAGGACAUGCCAAGGGAGGAGAAGCUAGCAUUUUUCAUCAAUCUCUUUAAUAUGAUGGCCAUUCAUGUGAUAUUGGUGUGGGGUCACCCUGCUGGAGCACUAGAGCGCAGGAAAUUGCUGGGGGAUUUUAAGUAUGUUAUUGGUGGGUGCACGUAUACCCUUUCAGCUAUUCAGAAUGGCAUUUUAAGGAGCAAUCAGAGACCACCGUACAAUCUCAUUAAGCCUUUUGGUGUGAAAGAUAAACGUUUUAAGGUUGCUCUUCCUUACUCAGAGCCUCUUAUCCACUUUGCCCUGGUCUGUGGAAAUCGAUCCGGGCCUGCUCUUAGAUGCUACUCACCUGGAAACAUUGAUAAAGAAUUAACGGAGGCAGCUUGUAAUUUCUUAAGGAAUGGAGGGCUCAUCGUUGAUCUAAAUGCGAAGGUUGCAUCAGUCAGUAAGAUACUAAAAUGGUACAGUAUUGACUUUGGGAAGAAUGAGGUGGAGGUAUUGAAGCACGCAGCAAACUACCUGGAACCAGACGUGUCCGAAGCAUUCCUGGAGCUGAUUGCUACCACUCAGUUGAAGGUGGUAUACCAGCCUUACGAUUGGGGUCUCAACUAUUAAGUCUCCUAUUAUAGCAUUACACAGCUUUAUACAUCUUCCAUUGGCUCUUUGGAAACACACAUGACAAAGUAGUGUUAGUCGUAAAAUAUAACUUAUUCACAUUCCCCCAAUAGCCCAACUAAAGGUAUGUGCAUUUUGAUUGCGAAUUUGUGUAAUGCUACAUGGAAUUGGUUCUUAUGGGGUAGGUUUACUACUAAAGCAAACUUUCAAGUAUUCUCAUAGACAUUCCCGGGAUUUCAAUCCAUAUAUACGAUAAUAUUGCUUUUGUU
Molecule: messenger RNA, 3050 nt
Organism: Rhododendron vialii
Lineage: Eukaryota; Viridiplantae; Streptophyta; Magnoliopsida; Ericales; Ericaceae
Exons: 8
Coding region: 439-2781 (780 amino acids)
Biological process (GO): intracellular signal transduction
Source: RefSeq, a predicted model, not a curated record